CUUGAGUUCCUCGAAUAUUGCGGACGUUCUUCUUGCUAACUGUACAUUUCACACCUGUAUCGCCACAAUGAGUCAAAAAUCCACUUUCGGAUACAGACCUAAGCUGGUGUUAGCUUCACUGCUAGUUUCGGUGUCCCUUGUGGAAGGCUUUGCCAAUCAAGUACAGCGGUCUCCCUUUGGAAGACUCGAGAACGGUCUACCGUUCGAUCGACGUCCAUCCAGACUUUGCUUAGAGUCUACGCGCUCUUCCAAAGCUGUUGAACGCUUCACGUCACCACUCGCUACAUCAACAAUGGCAUUGCCAGUAUUUCUAGCCUCAACCGUACCUCUAGCUGGAAGUCUAGAAGCCCCAUCGACGGCAUUUGCUGCCUUCAUUGCAGUUCUCCCCGCCAUCGACCCCUCUGUGGAAGCGGAAGUUCUAAAUGAUAUGGCCCACGUGGCUUUGGAUCUGACUACAUUUUUCGGUCCAACAAAGAUUCUGAUUCGGUGUUUCAUGGUCAUUGGUCGGCUGUUCGCCAUGGGUGCGGACUAUCUUCCGGAUCAUUCCAUGCAUCCGGAAGAGCUCGUCUUUCAGCUGUUUAUGCUCUGCGUUGCAUGGUGCGGUUUGUUGAAAGCAGCGCUCCCCAUGGCUUUGGCCACUUUUGCUUCCAAGAUCAGCUUACGGGAUGGCAAAUCUUACAACUCGCUUUUCGAACCGGCAGGAAUGACAUGGUCUCAGUACAAGGCCAUGUCGGCUUUCGCCCUGGACUGGAUUGAAGUGGGACCAGGCGAAAUCAUUACUUCUGACGAAGACGCCAAAGAAGACCAAUAUUUUUACUGGUUGUAUUGCGGGGAUGCCACUGUUGAGAGCAAUGGGAAUCUUCUCUACACGGUGGAGCGCCCCAAGUCCAGUGGCUUCAUCGCCGGUUGCAGCGACGACGCAGGUCUAGGUUUAUUUGGCGAAACCCGCCUUUUGCGGUUAAUGGAUGCCUCUAAACGGAACAACAACAAGUUGAAGAAGUCUUCAUCUAAGAAAGCAUAUCUGCGCACCACGGUGGAAGCAGGUCCAUCCGGCGCUACCUUGAUGCGCGUAAAGAUUUCAAACCUGAAUCGCCUGAUGGCAUUUGAUCAAGAUCUGGCCCAAACAAUCCGCAACCUAUUAUUUCAGACGAUGCAAGACAAGCUUGCCGCGCAAUGCCAGUCUUUGUGA
Phaeodactylum tricornutum CCAP 1055/1 is the source of this 1189-nucleotide messenger RNA. RefSeq lists its product with no specific name. Lineage: Eukaryota; Bacillariophyta; Bacillariophyceae; Surirellales; Neidiaceae. The transcript has a single exon. The record is from RefSeq and is a predicted model, not a curated record. The coding region runs from base 68 to 1189 and encodes 373 amino acids.